AUGUUGGCCCCACGCCAAGUGCUCACUAGAGCCCUACUUUUCCGCCACAUCAGACAAUCAUCCACUGCUGCAGCUUUAGUUCAAGUGAAUAACGAACUGCCGCUCACUUAUCUUGAAGGUUUCCCAAAGCCUGAUGCGAAACAUGCAGAGACAAUUGUAGCAUUGCCACGUGCGCAGUCCGGGAAAAAUAUAUCUGCUAAAGAGCGUAAGGCUGGACGGGUACCGAGCAUCGUGUUUGAGCAAGAGGAUGGCCAGCAUGGCGGUAAUAAACGGCUCAUAUCUGUUCAGAAUAAUCAUAUCAAGAAGCUUGUAAAUCACCUUGGUCGUUCUUAUUUUCUGUCACGCCUUUUCGAUCUUGAGGUUCGGCCCGAUGUUGAAAGUGAGGAUAUUAUUGAAAAAGUCCGCGUUUUGCCUCGACUGCUUCAUCUCCAUGCUAGCACAGAUGCUGUGCUUAAUGUUACAUUCAUGAGAGCACCAUAUGGUGCUUUGUUGAAAGUUGAUGUUCCGCUCGUGUUUAUUGGAGAUGAUGUGUCACCUGGGUUGAAGAAAGGGUCUUAUUUAAACAUCAUCAAGAGAACGGUGAAGUUCAUAUGCCCUGCGGACAUAAUCCCGCCCUUUAUUGAGGUAGAUUUGAGCGAGUUAGAUGUGGGGCAGAAGCUGGUAAUGGGUGAUCUCAAAGUUCAUCCAGCUCUAAAACUUGUUUGGCCGAAAGACGAACCCGUUUGCAAGAUUUCAGGGGCAAGGGCUUCUGCUGAAUCCAGAAAGUCUAAAUAA
Helianthus annuus (common sunflower) is the source of this 774-nucleotide messenger RNA. Its product is annotated as 50S ribosomal protein L25. Gene Ontology annotation, molecular function: 5S rRNA binding; structural constituent of ribosome. Bases 1 to 774 code for a protein of 257 amino acids. The record is from RefSeq and is a predicted model, not a curated record. NCBI's taxonomy places the organism in Eukaryota, Viridiplantae, Streptophyta, Magnoliopsida, Asterales, Asteraceae. Gene Ontology annotation, cellular component: ribosome; cytosolic large ribosomal subunit. The transcript is spliced from 3 exons. Gene Ontology annotation, biological process: translation.